AUGGACUGGACAGACUUCCUGACCCUUGGUUUGAUUCUGGCCUGGGUACAAGCUCCUUGCGUUUUCACUGUCAGACGAGAUCAUAUCGGAUUGACUGUAGGAAAGCCUUUGAUAACCUUGGUUGGCGACAAGGAAACAUACAAAAGUGAUCAGAAGAAUCACGGUAAGCAAAUCAACGUGGCCACAAACGAAAAUAUUGUAAAUGAAACGUCCUCAGUUGGAGAAUACGAAGAUGCCAGUUCAAACUACAAAGUGAACAGUGAAUCAAGUUUUGCUUCAAACGAUGUUUAUGAUAAAAAUAAUGGGGGCGUGGCACUUAAUGAUGAUGUCAUAUCACCCUCGAGACUUGCAGAAAGACUUUACAGUCAGUUGGAAAGCGAUGACGCUAAAUUGUCAGGAUUUCAACUUGAGAAGGAUCCCUCUGGAGGAGAAGUUCUCAUCGGUCCCAUGUCGCGGGCGAUUCCUGAUAUGGUGUAUCAGAAGAACUCUCAGAAUGCAAGUUCCGUCGAAAACGAAAAACUGACGACUUUUAAAGGAUCAGAAAGAUUAAAAAGCUCUCGUCUAGAGAACCAAUCAUCAAAAGAUCCUCUUGCGAAAGUAUCGUAUAUAUUAAACCAUAAAGGUGAAGAUCUCUAUCACUCGUUACCAUCUAGUGAUGACACAACUAGUAAUGGCCAGAGAAACAUCGAAAAUAAUGCAAAUGUAGUUCAAGGUAAGAACGACUCAAGCAACAUUGAUGUAAAGGAGGUAAACACAAGCAGUAUGGUCUCGAAUAGCGAAGCCUCUCAUGACUUGGGUGCUUUUUCAAAGAGUGAUUUCGUUAAAUCGCAGAAUUCAAAUGGCAUGAACCGUUCUUGGAAUGAAACUAUUGAUAAGCCUAAGCCAAAUAUUGAUCAUGACAUGGGUCAUGAGGUUUUCAAUCAGUCAGCUCCAUCUGCGCAGAAUUCGAACAUCUCAUCAGACAAUUUAAACAUCCAGCUACCAGAACUUGUCAAAAGCGUAGUGGAGCGUCUGGGAAACCAAGGAACUAUGUAUGUUUCGCUGGAAUUAGCAAAACAUCCGAUGAUGAAAGACAUUUGGGCAAGCUCCAUUGCACGGGCUCUUCUUAUGGAAAGCAAUAAAAUUUCUCAACUUGAUUCUGGGAAGAAAGUAGGAAUUACUUCGGACUCCAGUAGAAUUGCUGAUUUAUCAACUGAUUUGUCUAAAGUUAGCGCUCAUGAGAGUCAGAGGCCGAAAGAAGGUAACCAAAGUGCGAGCAGUCCACUCACGACGGUCCAAAUGAAAGAACCGGCCCAGACAAUAAAAGAGAAAGUUAAAGGUCAUUCCCUGUCCGACCUGACCAUCGGAAAUGCUGAUAAUUCUGCACCGUUACAUAAAAUGAAAGAAACAGCACAUGCAGUAGGAGAAAAUAACUCAACACCUACUUCUCACAUGAUUGAAUCAUCUCAAGCAGGACAAGAUCAUGAAAAAAAUAAUCGUACUCAAGGAGUUCACCAGGGACCAUUAAAGAAGCCCAUGACACAAGCUGCUCCCAAAAUUAACUCCAAAGUCCAAGAGAAAAAUCACUAUGAUUUUCUUCCCAAGACUGCUGGGAGAAUUGCAGCGGGACAAAACACUAAGACUAGUGAACAGGAAACUUAUAACAGAAAACCAGUUCUAACGCCCUUGAUAUCUGGAUUCAUUUCCAACAAAGAAAUCCCAACAUGGUUUGGUGGAAGUGAUAAGGACGAACCAUCGAUUUCUUAUAGGCCGGUUGUCCCAUUGUCCUCCAAUGGACUCGUUUCUAAUACAGCAAAUCAACCUACACAGUUGCCUGGAGCACAAGGAGAUCAGAAAGAAGAUUUGCCAAAGUCAACAAAUGCAAUGGUCUCAUCGGCAAAUUCUAAUCGAGCUAUAGAUGCACCUUUCCUAUAUAGCAAAUUCACAAGUUUGGAUCCCGAUGAAACCAGAUAUGUUCAACUAAAUCUUAUGAGUGAUCCAGUCGCAAAGGAAAGCUUUACUGAUGUCAAUAGCCCAUUUUCAAGUCAAGAGCAACUACAAGACGAAGAUACUAAAGAGGCAAGUUUUCUUGAGCAUCAAAUCAACGAUGCCGGUCAUUUGGUUCAAGAGAUUUUCCCUAGCCUGAACUCAACUGCACCAAAACAGAAUACUGGUCAGUUUUUUGGCAAUCCGUUAGCCAAAGCUAAUAGUGAAGAGUUCUACACGAGAGAUAACCAUUUCCUUAAUGCUGAAAAUAGAAAAAAUGAACAGAUCAUGGCUUCCGUUGUUAAUGAGGACCAAAAAUUUUCGUCUGAUCCAGCCUUCAGUCAACCACAGAGCCAAGAUAAACAGCAAAAAUUCUACCCAGAUGCAACACAAAAGUCGUAUUUGGUACCUCCUAGUCUCUAUAAGGUUCCUGGCCAUCAAGAUGGAACAGGGACACAAGCUGGUGUUGGUCAAAUAUUCUUAAGUCCGAAAACAGCUUCAGAUGUUUCUUCGGUAGAUCUUGCUCCUUUCGGUAGUCUUGUUGGGCUUCAAGGAGCAUUCAACUUAAUCAAACCAAAAACAUUAAACUACCAAUCCGAGAAUAUUGAAAAUGGCCAAAAACUGGACAUCGGAAGAGACGGUAUAUCCCAAUUUGGAGUAAACCCAUUUCCAGCAUCACUGGCGAGACCACAAAAGAAACACCUAAUACACCUGAGCAAAAGAAAACAUAGAAAGAAGUUCAUCAGGAAAGCAAAUGUUAAUGCAUCAUCGUCUACAACCUCGUCGACUACUUCUUCCCCUAUGCAUGUGAAAACAUCAUACAAACACGCUUCUAAUGGGAUAAAACCGACGAAAUCUCGUAAUCAGCCGGGGACUCGAGAUUCUGAGAUAAGUCCUUCCUCUGUCAUAUUUGGACUGACAGCGAAAGAAAUGAAAGAACUUGAAACUCAUUUAGCUCACACACCACGUGUUGUAGGUGGUCCUGAGGAGAAUAGCGGUGUGCAAGGGGCGUCACCCACAACUAAAGGUUACUACAACACUGUAACAGAUGAAGAACAAGAAAAAACAAUGGAUUCCAUGAAAAAUCCUGUCCAAAAAUCAUUGAAACAGCAAAAUUUAACAAGGAAAGAGGUAAAACACAGUCUGUCAUAUAAAAAGAAGGCACAUACAAUAAAACACGCCACUCAUUAUUCCAAAAGGUUACACAAGACAUUUUACAAUAAUAGGAAUAAAAAGAGAGAUCUGGAGUCAUGGGAGUCCUCCACUGACGUGCUGAACAGUGACUUAGAUCAAAUACGAGGUUUAAAUCCUAAAGCCCAAGAGGACAUCUCUAAAGUCAUUCUGAAAGAUUACGAUGGACAUCAGAGAAAUAUCAAAGAUAUAGAGGCAUUUCCAUUUGAUGAGCACGAUCCUGGUUAUUCUUUUGAACGUUCAUUAAAAGCUCCGGGGAGAAGGGACCUUAGGAGGGUGAAAAUUUCUAAGCAUUUUGGGAGGAAUAGUCAGGAUCGACGACAACUGUACAGUGGGGACGUGGUGGAACGAAACUCUGCAGAAGUAAAACACGGUGUAAAAGAUCUACACAAGGAAACUGAAAUAAACACACCGCUUGUAAUAAGAGGAAAUAAAAUCUUCAACGGUGAUGUGAUUCCCCUUGAUGACGUGAAAAACGAGUUUACCCAAGGUUUGUUACGUGAGACUCUCGGUAAAGAAAGCGAAGGAGUUCUGAAGCAUGCAAACACAAUAUCGAAACACGAUAUUGACAGAAUCAAAAGCAUGUUCCAAAGUGCAGGAGAUGAAAUUGGCAUGAAGAGAGAUUCAAAGAGGACAUUUAAAGUAGCCAAACAAGGCCAUUUGAAGGUGAACAAAAUUGCAAAACUCCUCCAGCCUAAUAAGAGACGAUCUAAGUCAAGGAAGCAUGCGGCGAGAAGGGAUGCUACUGAUUGGGCGACUGAAUUCAACGAUGGCACUUUUCGAAGCCCUGACUUUGAGAGACAGUUAUCCCGCGCUCUGAAGCAAGAGAGUGAACACGACUUGAACUACGUGAAUAGGUUGGAGAGCCUGGAUAAGUCAGGGCUGAGAAAGGGGGCGGAUCACGUUGACCCUAAAAGUAAUCCAAGAAGGGGAAAUGCGGAGAACGCUUUUCAAGAGGAAAAUAUCAGAGAAUCAACUAAUAACAGUCAUUGGGACUAUCUAAUGAACACCCAAAAGAAGUUGAAAGCGUUUUUACAAAAUUCAAAUCGCACUGGGAAGGGCUUGGCUCAUGAGGAACAUGAACUCGGUGGAAAGAGGGAAUGGACAAAUUCCGAAAUUCGGGGGAGUGUUUUUCGUGAUUUGACACCAGAAGGAAAAGUAUUAAGUGGUGAUUAUAAAGAUUUGGGUACCUUUGGAUCUGAUGCUCAAGCGCAGCUCGCAUCAGUGCUACAAUUUGCCAACAGCGAUGAUCAGAGAGAUUUGAAAGAGCUGGAAAAAAUUGACAAAGUUGAUGAAAAAGACGUAGAAAGUCUUUUUAAGCCAUCUGCUGAAGCUUUCAAGAGGUCAAUCCUUGAUAAAUUGGCUGGAAAUAAAGAAGGGACCGUCGAGACCAUUGCGGACAUUUUCGAUCCUGGAUCCGAAGGAAAGGAAAUAAAUAAUUUCGUAAGCAGUGAUGAAGGAGACGCAGGGUGGAGUGCAUGGUCUAAGUGUUCCAAGUCCUGUGGUGAUGGAAGCAUGAAGACGAGGUCUUUGUACUGUAACAAAAGUUCUCCAUUUGACAAUAUUAUCAAAUGUCCCGGAUGGAACCACCAGACAGUGCCCUGUGAUGUUCCAAAAAACUGUCCAGUAAAUGGCGGAUUCACUCAAUGGACGGAGUGGUCCGCGUGUUCAAAGACCUGCGGUCCGUGGGCUGUAAGAAUGCGCAUGCGACUUUGCACCAAUCCCCCACCUGCUUUUGGAGGAAACGACUGCAAUGGCUGGAGAUUCCAUGUUGAAUAUUGCAAAGGGAAAGAAUGCCCCCAGAGACCUGACCUAGACGAGAUGGAGACUUCGAAAAACAACAAGGAAAUAAUAUUUAGGACGUUAUCUUCAACACCUGUGAUAGAAGAAUUGUCGAAACGUCUUCCCAGUACAGACAUCGAUAAUAACAACAUCGCAAAAAGGAUUGCACGAUACAGCGGAUUAGCUAAUAUUGAUCAAGAAUUACCUCACAUACCCUCAGUACAGUCACUUCUUCAUGUGCCUCAGCAACAACAAGGCAUUAUUAGACAAAUUCCCAGCGAGCGGAAUGUGUUUGGCUUUCAACAAAUGCCAAACAUGAAACAGUUCACAACUUCACUGGCAAAUUUUCCUUCCUCGAAAUUCAUGUCCUCUAUGCAUUUUCUGAAGCCAGGAUCACAUUUAAUGCCACAGCAACAGCAUGAGACCUACGAAAACGGUGGUAAGGCUAUUCACGUUCAAGGAAAUAACGAAAACGUCGGGUUCACACCAUGGAGCGAGUGGACAAUUUGCAGCGCCUCGUGCGGACACGGUAUUCGAACGCGCUCACGUUCUUGCAUUGGUACUUUUGACUUAGUUGGUGUUGACAGUUCGUGUAUGGGACCCAAAGUACAAACGAAACGUUGCCGUGACCACAAAUGUCCAGUUGACGGCCGUUUCUCGCCGUGGAGUGACUGGUCCGAGUGUUCCAAGACUUGUGGAUCUGACUCAUACCAGACACGUGAAAGGACAUGCACUGACCCCCCUCCCAGCUUCGGUGGGGAGGAUUGUGUGGGCAGGACUGUGGAAAGACGUCAUUGCUUGAAGCCGUCUUGCUUGCUUCUAGGAGAUUAUAACGCAAGCAAAGUGUUUAUACAAAGUGUUAAGUUUCAUAAUGUUUCUUCAAAUUUUACUGAUGGUUUCACUGAAUGGGGCCCGUGGUCUCAAUGUUCAAGGACCUGCGGUUCUAAUUUAUUGCGCGUGCGUAAACGAUCGUGUUUCAAACAGAACAUUCAGAGCUGCGCUGGUUCCACUUCAGAAGUGAAGCCCUGCAUGUUGCCAUCAUGUCCGGGAGACACCAUUCCUGGUUUUAGAACUGAAGCUGGGCUCUCUGGGACUGUUUCACAUAACAUUUCUGUUAAAAAUGAGUUUGACUGGAGUCCUUGGUCUGCCUGCACGAGAACUUGCGGUUUUGGCUCAUACCGCACCCGCGAGAGAACUUGUUCUCUUUCCAUCGCCAGGAAGACAUGCAUCGGGUCAGAAAUUCAGAAGGUCCUCUGCAAUGUACCCGUGUGCCCCAAAAUGGAAGCAGCAAGGCCUAAUGCUAUCUUUCGACAAAAAAGUACUGUUAACACAACCUUGACACUGUAUUUUGAUCAUCGCACAGCCGUAAAUCUUCCUCGUAAAGUUUCAAGCGCGCAUGUCGCAGUAGUUCAAUCAACCGCUCCAUCCAAGUCUCCGAACCACACCUCUGGGUCCAAUGUCAUCCCAUCUGAUUUACAAGCGGUGGCAGCUUCGGCAGCGGUGAAUAAGCCAUUCAUUUUGCCAGGAGUAAACAAUCUAGAGUCAAAUUACACCACGUGGUCACUUUGGUCUGAUUGCUCCCCAAGUUGUGGUCGAAAAGCUGUGAUGGUUCGACGACGUACCUGCAAGCUGAUUGGUGGAAAGAGUUGUCAGGGUCCUUAUACUCAGAAAAAGCCUUGCCCGUUUACUAAAUGCCCUGUUGAUGGCAGUUUUUCUCCUUGGUCUCAAUGGUCGCAUUGCACCGUGACCUGUGGCACCCGUGCAGUUAGCCGUCGAGAGCGUAGAUGCAACAAUCCCAAACCAGGGACAGGUGGACGGGACUGUGUGGGAGAAUGGGUACAGUUUAAGAGCUGUGGAAGGAAGCCUUGCUCUGUGAACGGAGGUCUAACUGGCUGGACAGCAUGGUCUGCUUGUACGAAGACUUGUGAUACAAACACUGUUAGCGUCCGGGAGCGGUACUGCACUAACCCUCCCCCACAGGGUAGAGGUAAAGACUGUGUUGGUCAGAGGAUGCAAGCCAGAGCAUGUGCAUCAUCGAAGUGUCCAGUUGACGGAGGCGUGUCAGCGUGGUCCGUGUGGUCUGAGUGCCGCGGCCGGCGCUGUGGAAGAGAGGUACGAAAGAGAAGGCGCAAAUGUUCAAACCCACCUCCUGCUAAUGGCGGGAAAUCCUGCGUUGAGCCAUUGGUACAAAUUAGAAGAUGUCAAGUAAAGUACUGUAAAUCUACUUUAGGAUUUAGUCAAUGGUCUUCGUUCGGGAGAUGCUCCCGUACAUGUGAAGGUGGAAUCAAGAAGAGGAAAAGAAGAUGUAAAAGACCCUCUAAGGGCUGCCAUGGUCCCAAGAUACAGAGAAGACGCUGCAACGAACACAGAUGUCCAAAUUCUAAUUACCUGGUUCGAGCCGAUCCUCUUGAGCUGUGUGGUUACCACCCCUGUAAGGUGUCCAAAUGUGUAACAGAACCUACGGCAAUGUGCGUCAGCAACUCAAAAUGUAAACCGAUCUUCUUCGACAGGGAUGGAAAUAUAAUCAGCUCUUGUAAAGGAGACGCCGUAGUACUAUCGAUUCCUCCAGAACGAGUUUGCCGAUUUAACCCUUGUGAAAAGUCUGCUUGUUACACCUACCAAGCUGAACGCUGCGUUGUGUCUUACGGAUGCAAACCUAUCUUCUUUGGAGUCAAUGGUCAGCGACUUAACUGCAGAGGUAAAGUGUAGGACCAAGACGAUGACGAUAAAGAAGGCGACGAGGAACACGACGAGACAGAUAGUACUGAGGAAGCUGGAGGAAACGAUCCUGAUGUUGAAGACGUCUCGAAUUCAGACAACGAUAGUGAUGGUGAUAGCAAUGAAAAUAAUGACGACGAUGAUGACGAUGGCGAAAAUGAGAACCACAAACAUAGGAAACGUAAAUUGCGUAAGAAAAUUCACGUUGAGGAUGAUGAAGAAGAAGACGAUGCAAUCAAGAAAACAAAGACAGUUGAUAACGAUGACGAUGCUGCUAAUUCUAAAAAAAAGACUGAAACUCCGGUGGUUCACUUAAAUGACGAUUCGUUACAUCAUGGUUUGGUCAGCGGUAUGGGCUCUGAAAUAUCAUUUGUCUCAAAGCAUGGGCCUGCUAAGUUCUUCUGGCUUAAAGGCGAUGGCAAAGGUUCAAAGAAUAAUACUGAAAUGCUCGUCAUAGAAGCAGAGGGUAGCAAGAAAUCUUCAGUACUAUCUCCUCUGAGGUCUCAAAGAUUAAAAUCGAAAAGAAAGUCCAUAAGAUACAAUCAAAAAGCAUCACGUAAGCAAAUCGCCUGAAGAAGAAUACUUCCAAGCUUGAAUCUCAGACACAUUUCAAUCUUUAUUUGACUCGGCCUAUCGUUUCAUUCAGGGAUUCUCUUUCACGUUGUGAUCUAC
Pocillopora verrucosa is the source of this 8328-nucleotide messenger RNA. RefSeq lists its product as uncharacterized. The record is from RefSeq and is a predicted model, not a curated record. NCBI's taxonomy places the organism in Eukaryota, Metazoa, Cnidaria, Anthozoa, Scleractinia, Pocilloporidae.